AUGUUAGUCGCGUCGAGGCUGCGCAAUGGCCUAGGCCUGCUUGUGCCUUUGACACUGGCUUGCUCAAUCUACCUAUAUCUUUAUCCCUUCUUUGAGCGAUGCGCAUUCCCAAUACCGUCGCGGGAUGCUACCGAGGCCUUUGAAGGAACCAAAAAGCUUCAUUGGCCGUUUGCCGAUGAAGAGUCACUGGCCAACAUCCCCACGAAGCAAGCUCCCUUUCGCCUACUAGCUCUCGGCGACCCGCAGCUCGAAGGCGACACCUCCAUUCCCAUUGCCUAUGCGGGCUUCAUGCCGCAUGUGCCCCUGCUAUUCAAGCAGCUGACUUUUCAAACAUGGCAUCAAUCCCUCAAAGAGCGCAUCCGAUGGUCCAUGCACGACCUCGUCGACAUCUUCUUCGAUGACAUUCCCAACAUUCUCGAAUCCGCGCGCAAAGUAUUUGACCUUUUCGGCAACGACUUCUACCUUUCCCACAUUUAUAAAACUCUGCAUUGGUGGACAAAACCGACGCAUGUCAGUGUUCUUGGUGACCUCCUUGGGAGUCAGUGGAUCGAGGAUGACGAGUUUGAACGACGAGGCCGCCGAUUUUGGAACAGGACAUUCAAGGGCGGGGAGCGCGUCCCGGACGACGUGGCCGUUUUCCCAGCCCACGAAUACAACCUCACUGGCUUCCUCAAUGGUUCACCGGAAGAAGAUGUCUGGAAGAAGCGCAUCAUCAACAUCGCCGGCAAUCACGACAUUGGCUAUGCUGGAGACUUGACUGAGGAGCGCCUCCAGAGAUUUGAGCGCGUUUUCGGCAAGGCUAAUUACGAACUGCGAUUCGAGCUCCCCGUUAGCGAUCCUGAGCAUAAUGCGACCAUCGUCAACGCAGAAACGAAUCCAGACUCGAAGCGAUUAGCCCCCGAACUCAGGAUCGUAGUCCUAAAUGAUAUGAACCUGGACACGCCCGCCAAAUCCGUACCGUUGCAGGACGAGACGUACAAGUUUAUCAACUCUGUCAUUGGAACAUCAGCUGCCGUUGAGUUUGAUGGGCAUUUUACUCUCAUUCUUACACACAUUCCAAUGUACAAGCCUGCUGGCAUCUGUGUUGAUGCUCCGUUCUUUGACUUCCAUAGCCAAACCGAUGGCGGCGGGUUGAAAGAGCAAUACUUACUGAGCAGUGAUGCCAGCAAGGGCUUGCUAGAAGGCAUCUUCGGGGUUAGCGGAGACACGAAUGCCCCGUCCAACGGAUUGGGACGUAAAGGCAUGGUAAUGAAUGGGCAUGACCAUGAAGGCUGUGACACAUACCAUUUUAUAAACCAGACAAACGGCACUAACUCAUUUGAGAGGUCUUGGGAAACAGUCCGGUGGAGAGAUGCUAAAAUGAUGGACUUUCUUUCGCGUUCUGGCCUGCCAGGCCGCCGGGAAAUUACCGUGCGCAGUAUGAUGGGUGACUUUGGUGGCAACGCCGGUCUGCUGAGCAUGUGGUUCAACUUUGACACUUGGGAGUGGGAGCAUGAAUAUGUGGACUGCCCACUGGGCUCACAACACUUUUGGUGGCUGACUCACUUUUUGAUUUUUGGGACUAUUGCCUGUGCCGUUUCCUAUGUGGCAGUGCUAACCAUGAGCGCAGCCGGUGUUGAUAUUGAUGGCUAUAAUGCGAUUAUCGAGAAGUGGGUGCGGAAACAGGUACUCGCCGUUUGGGCACAGGCAGAGGCCAAAAUGCAUCGCAAGUGCACAAACGAUGACAAGGCACGGGACAAAAGCAGUCUCAAACCAAGCUAA
Molecule: messenger RNA, 1761 nt
Organism: Beauveria bassiana ARSEF 2860
Lineage: Eukaryota; Fungi; Ascomycota; Sordariomycetes; Hypocreales; Cordycipitaceae
Product: polarized growth protein (Boi2), putative
Exons: 1
Coding region: 1-1761 (586 amino acids)
Biological process (GO): GPI anchor biosynthetic process
Cellular component (GO): endoplasmic reticulum
Source: RefSeq, a predicted model, not a curated record